AUGCAUCCCGCUUACACACUAUAUAUCGGUCUUGAAGCCCGUGUGGCCGAGUGGAAGAGCGAUAUGUACGCUGCCAUGAACAACGCGUUUGCUUUGCCGGCUGAUGCGCAAGUUCAGGUUGAUGAGAAGAAACCGCUUAUUGUUGAGAAGAGAGUGGAGGAAGGACGGGAGGGAUUGAAGGAAUGGACGGAGAAGAAAUAA
Messenger RNA from Fusarium coffeatum, 201 nucleotides. RefSeq lists its product as uncharacterized. Bases 1 to 201 code for a protein of 66 amino acids. The record is from RefSeq and is a predicted model, not a curated record. The transcript is spliced from 2 exons. NCBI's taxonomy places the organism in Eukaryota, Fungi, Ascomycota, Sordariomycetes, Hypocreales, Nectriaceae.